Messenger RNA from Staurois parvus, 117 nucleotides. The record is from the annotation of a GenBank genome assembly. Lineage: Eukaryota; Metazoa; Chordata; Amphibia; Anura; Ranidae.
AUGAAUCUUGUGGUAGAUGAAUGCACAGAAGUGUCACCAAGUGGGCAUCAAAAUAUUGGCAUGGUGUCAUACGAGGGGAACAGCAUUAUUAUGUUGGAAGCUUUGGAACGAGUAUAG